CGUGUUGUCUUGAACUCACCGUCUGUCUUGUAUUUACUGCGUGUCACCAGUUGAGUCCAAAAUAACGUCUAGCGGAGGUGUAGUUCACUAGCUAGCUGUUCAUCUAGCUACACAAAAGGAUUGCUCUUUUUCUUUAAUGAUUUUAUUCAUUCGCGUAAUUUUGUAGCUAGCGAAGUGAGCAGUAAAUCAAAUCCUCAUUCCUCGAUAGCUAUUAAGCUAGCUAGCGAGCCUGCUACCGUAUCCCCAUUUGUGCUAUCUCGGCUAGCUAACUAGCUAGCUACAGACAGAAGCAAUGUCCAUGUAACUGUCAUCGAUGCAUUAAACGUCUAGCGUUGUGUGACACAUUCAGGUUGCAGGCAAGGUGUGGGUGGUCUGCUUAACACUGAUUUGUUUGCCGAGUUCGAUUAGUCUCAGCACCAUGAGCCUGGUCCGCGUUGUGUGUCGUCACAAGACGGCCCUGGCCAUCGGAGGAGUGUGCCUCUUUGCUGUUGUCCUCCUUUUCCUCGCCAAGUGUACCUCGGAGACCCUAAAACAGGGCCAGGCCGACCCUCCAGGCCUAGCACCCCACGCUGCCCACUCCCAGCCCCGAGCAGAGCACCCUGAGCUCCCCUCACGCCCCAAAGACCUCUCGGCCUUCCUGGUGGUCCUCAUCACCACAGGACCCAAGUACACAGAGCGCAGGAGCAUCAUCCGUAGUACCUGGCUGGCUAAGAAGGAUCCGGAGGUUCUAGCUAUGUUCGUGGUGGGAACCGAGGGUCUGCCCGCAGAGGAUAUGCAGAACAUCAACACAGAGCAGGGGCGGCACAAAGACCUGCUCUUACUCCCUGCGCUGCGAGACUCGUAUGAGAACCUGACCCUGAAGCUGCUGCAUAUGUAUUCCUGGCUAGAUCACAAUGUAGACUUCAAGUUUGUGUUAAAAGCGGACGAUGACACUUUUGCUCGUCUGGACCUGUUGAAGGAGGAGCUGAAGACUAAAGAACCCAGCCGGCUGUACUGGGGCUUCUUCUCAGGCCGCGGUCGCGUGAAGACCGCAGGGAAGUGGAGGGAGUCGGCCUGGGAGCUGUGUGACUACUACCUACCCUACGCCCUGGGUGGAGGCUACCUGCUCUCCUGCGACCUCGUACACUACAUCCGAAUCAACACGGCCUACCUCAAGGUGUGGCAGAGCGAGGACGUGUCACUGGGGGCGUGGCUAGCCCCGGUGGACGUCAAACGGACACACGACCCUCGAUUCGACACGGAGUACAAGUCUCGGGGGUGUAGUAAUAAAUACAUGGUGACUCACAAGCAGAGCCUGGAGGAUAUGUUGGAGAAACAGCAGACGCUGCAGAGAGACGGGAGGCUGUGUAAGGAAGAGGUUAAACUCCGCCUGAGCUACGUGUACGACUGGAGCGUCCCGCCCUCACAGUGCUGCCAGAGGAAGGAUGGAAUACCCUGACCUAUAACCCCUAACCUUCCUCACUUUGUCCACCCAUGUAAUUCUCAUCAGUGUUUCCCCUACUAUGGUUACCCAGGCGGUGUGGUGCUCCCCCUAAGCCUUACUCCGUUCUGUGGUGCCCCCCCCCCUUCCCUGUAAAAUAUUGUGCUGCCUUCAGUUGACCUCCAUAGAAGAUGUCUGUUAUGGCAGCCCGCCUAUGAAAAGACCUGAGGAAAACACUGAUCCCCAUUCCCUUUUUAUAUAUGUUUAUUUAUUUAUUUAUUCUGGAGCCUUUGCUGACUGUCCUAAAGCACACUGGUACAGGACUGGGAGAGUGGACCUGACUGGGUGCAGCCACACAACAGGAGACCGUCAUUUAUUAAUAACAGCACAUGUAUGUUGGGAGAAAGUGUACUUAAAGGAACCAGUAUUCAGCUGUCUGGUUGGACAAUGAAAAGACUCGAGUCAUUCCUGAAUCUGUUUAAAAUGUCCUGGAGACUCUCUUUAAGUGGAAGUGGCCCUAUUUAUGAAUGCGAUGGAAGGGAUUCUCUUGAUAUGAAAAUGGGGUGUAUUGUACCAUUGUUCUGAAGCAGAAUGAGCCAGUCAUGGGUUGCUGGUAUUUGGAGUUGCAUUGAGACAAUGUGUAAUAUUGUAGGCCUCUCUCUCCCCUGCUUCCUGAGAGUUCUGUUCAGUUGGGAGAUUUACCCUAUCUGCUGUCUGUUUGGUUGACGUAUUUACUAAGUGCAGUGAUGGUCAACAGAGCUGUUUGUGUUCAGCUGAGCUACUCUACAGGUAAUUUUCCAGCUGAUAUUCGGUUACUUUUAAACCCCCCAAAAAAAGAUUGCUUCUGUUAAUGUCGUUGAAGAAACCAACCGUUGUAUUAUUGUGACUGACUUUGACCGUGUCCUCAUCACCAGUGUUGUUUUAAACCUACUGUCAAACUACUUCAAUAUGAAUGUUUAAAAUAUUUGGACCUAUUAAAAUGUUUUUGAAACAUG
This is a messenger RNA of Oncorhynchus tshawytscha (Chinook salmon), 2415 nucleotides long. RefSeq names its product beta-1,3-galactosyltransferase 6. Gene Ontology annotation, cellular component: membrane. Gene Ontology annotation, biological process: glycosaminoglycan biosynthetic process. The record is from RefSeq and is a predicted model, not a curated record. The coding region runs from base 419 to 1438 and encodes 339 amino acids. Gene Ontology annotation, molecular function: UDP-galactosyltransferase activity. The transcript is spliced from 4 exons. Lineage: Eukaryota; Metazoa; Chordata; Actinopteri; Salmoniformes; Salmonidae.